Linum trigynum is the source of this 276-nucleotide messenger RNA. Lineage: Eukaryota; Viridiplantae; Streptophyta; Magnoliopsida; Malpighiales; Linaceae. The record is from the annotation of a GenBank genome assembly.
AUGGUAGCGGUACCUGAAGGAAAAAGAUGUAGGUCGAACAAGAAGGAAGAAGACGUGCAUGACGCCAGCUACGAGGAGAAGAAGGUUGUUCAUGUAGGCGUCUUCCUUUCUCCUAAUUCAUUGAUUCUACUAUGUGGUUUCAUGGAUUUGAUUCGGGGAUUUGAGAUUCGAUUUGAGGAAUCCUGGGUUCGAUUUGGGGGAUCUGGAGUUAUGCGCCGCUGGGAUUUGGAAUUCUGUGCAAUUGGGAUUUGGGAUUCUAUGCGACUAGGAUCUUAG